CGUCAGUGUAACGACGACCGUCGGCUGUGCGGAUCGUCGAGACGCGUGCGCGCGCGAGAGCACAGCUGAUCAUCAUCCGUGGUAACGCGGAAGGAACACGCGCAUCAUCAUCGUGAGAAUCGCCCGCUGCUCACUCGCGCGUGGACGCUGAAACGCGUGAGCGCGAGUGCCGGCUGUCUCGCAGAUCCUCCUAUAUAUAUAUUUCUCUCUCUCUCGCCAUCGUCGCCGUGCGUCGGCGCGCGUGUCCAACGCGCGUCCCUCGGACCGUGAAUGUGCCGCCGCUUGGCCGCCGCGAGGCCGAUCGUCCUCGGGAAAAUAUGCGUGCGGCCGGCCGCCGGUGGACGACGACGGAUCCAGCCAGGAGCACGGGCUACGACGACGAGCCGCACGUGACUGCGGCAGUCGCGCAGAUUUCGGCGCAGUGAGUGGUUGAGGAGAGAGAGGUCAGCUCGCGUUUUCCGUUCGUUUCGCGGGAGAUAGAGAGGUAGCGGGUUACCCUCGCGCCACGGUGUCGCGUGGGCGUGUCGUCGUCGUUGUUGUUGCCAUCGGUGCUCCGUCGCGCGCGCGGAGUCCAGUGUGAGCCCGGUGAUACGCGGUGUGUUGUAUAUUGUAUACCCGGUGCGUUCGACGUGUCCCCGCGUGUGCCGUCGACGAGGAGUCGCCCUUGCCAUCGUCGUCGUCGUGGUCCCCUCGCGACUACGCAAGACUGCGAAUCCUGGCCGGUACCGAGCGCCGCUGUGACACCGCCGCGAGGAGAAGAUGAGGCGUGCGAGCCACCACCGCGUCGCCUCCGGGAUGCAUCCGGUGCUGUCCUGCUGGUACGUCGUCGCUACCGUCACCUUAGCCCUGGCCGCGUGGCAGGAGAACGUCAGGCCAAAGAUGUACGUCCAACUAGGUGCGGAGGAUGUGUUCAGGUUUACGGGAAACGAGACGCACACAGACUACUUUCGGCUGGUGCUCAGGGACGGGAACUAUCUUUUGGUCGGCGGAAGAAAUCUGGUGCACAACCUGAGCCUGACGGACCUGACGGAACAGCAGAGGCUGACCUGGUACUCGACGGAGAACGACGUGAAGAUGUGCGUGGUAAAAGGCACGCCCGAGGAAAACUGCCAGAACUACAUACGCAUCCUGGUGAAGACCGGGCAGAACAAUCUGUUCGUGUGCGCGACCAACGCCUUCAAGCCUAUGUGCCGCGACUACACGGUGCACGCUGGCAACUACUCGAUGGUGAAAGAGAAGCCCGGCCAGGCGAGGUGUCCGUACGACCCGCAGCACAACAGCACCUUCGUCUACGUGGACGGUGAGCUCUACACCGGCACGGUCGCCGAUUUCGCGGGGAUGGACCCGAUCAUCUACAGGGAGCCGUUGCAGACCGAGCAGUACGACUCGAUGAGUCUGAACGCGCCGAACUUCGUGAGCUCCAUGUCCCAAGGAGACUUCGUCUACUUCUUCUUCAGAGAGACUGCUGUAGAAUAUAUCAAUUGCGGCAAGGCCGUGUACUCCCGCGUAGCGCGAGUCUGUAAAUACGACCGAGGCGGACCGCAUCGUUUCCGUAACAGGUGGACGUCCUACCUGAAAUCGCGUCUCAAUUGCUCCGUCACCGGGGACUUCCCGUUCUACUUCAACGAGAUACAGUCGACGACCGAGCUGAUAUCGGGCCAGUACGGCGGCACGUCGGCCCAGCUGAUAUACGGCACCUUCACGACCCCGGUGAACAGCAUCAGCGGCUCGGCGGUAUGCGCGUUCUCGCUGCAGGACAUCGCCGACACCUUCAACGGCAACUUCAAGGAGCAGACCGCCCUGAACUCGAACUGGCUGCCGGUGCAGGACACGAAAGUGCCGGAUCCGCGGCCCGGCCAGUGCACCAACGACUCGCGCACGCUGCCGGACCUGACGCUCAACUUCAUCAACACGCACUCGCUGAUGGACGAGUCGGUGCCGAGCUUUUUCGGCCAGCCGAUCGUUAUACGCACCAGUUUCCAUUACAGAUUCACCCAGAUCGCCGUGGACCCUCAGGUGAGGACGCCCGGCGACAAGACCUACGACGUCCUCUUCAUCGGCACGGACAACGGCAAGGUGAUCAAAGCUGUGAACGCCGAGUCCGCGGACUCCCACCAGAAGGUCAGCCCGGUCGUGAUCGAGGAGAUUCAGGCGUUCCCGUCGACGGUGCCGGUGCGCGGUAUCAAGGUGGUCCGCGCAUCCCAGGCGGGCGACGGCCUCGAAGACGGCCGAUUGGUCGUAAUCGCCGACAGCCAGGUGCAGGCACUGAGGCUCCAUCGCUGCUACAGCGACCGGAUACUCUCCUGCGGCGAGUGCGUAGCGCUGCAGGACCCUUACUGCGCCUGGGACAAGGUGGAGGGCAAGUGCAGGGCGCUGGUCGGCCCGGCGGCCACCGACGCCAAUAGAUUCCUGCAGAGCGUCGCCACCGGCAUACACGCGUCCUGUCCGCCCAGCAAGAGCCUCAACAAGGACGCCGGCAGCGUAGGCGCCAUAUCCGCGAAUCAGAACAAGUUCCCGCAGGACUCGAUGAUACCGAACAAGGAUAGCCAGGGCGGGGAGAUCAUCAAUAUCAUGCAGGACGAGGAACAAGAUAAUUCAGGCCCGGAAGUGUCUGCCGCUGAUACACCUCCGCCGCAGUACUCGGUGGAGACUCUGGUGAUGGCUGUGGUAGCCGGCGCGGUGUUCGCACUGUGCGUCGGAUUCGUGGCCGGUUACAUGUGUGGGAAGAAGUGCAGGAAAGAUGAAGACGACAAUCUACCGUAUCCGGACACGGAGUACGAGUACUUCGAGCAACGGCAGAACGUGAACAGCAGGUUACCGCCGGAGCCGAAGCUGCUGCCGCAGGAGGAGGUGACGUACGCGGAGCCGGUGCUGGUGCCGCAGCCGCCGAAGCUCCAGUCGCCGAAGGGCACGAUGAGGAAACCGCCGCCCACGCCCACAGAGACUCUCUUCCAGUUCCCGGACGGCUACGGCUUCCGCGGCGCCAGGGACAACUUCGGCACCCUGCGCUCCCACCAAGGCGACGCGUAUCGCCGCAACGACGGCUUUGCGACCACGCGCAGCGUCAAGAAGGUUUAUCUCUGAGAAACGAGCGAGGAGGGGGGCGGCCGUCACCGGAGCCUAGGACGGCCAACGCGCAAUCGCCACAACGCGACGACAGCCGGCAGGAGUAAUCGCGCUGUGACGUCCGGGGGACAGUCGAAUCGCGAGCUCGCCGGCCCGAGGGCACUGGAGUCACCCUCGCCGUCGUCGAGCGUGUCGUCGAGUUCCCCGUCCCCUCCCUCCUCGUCACCCUCGCCUACCCUCGUACCGAUCGCCAUGAGCGGCAAUCAACCGCCGCCACCGCCAACGCCACCCUGCAGCUUCAUCUAUCGAUCAUAGUCGUCGUCGUCGUCGUCGUCGUCACCAUCAUCGUCGCCGUCGCCAUCGCGGUCGUACCCUGCUUUCUGCUCGACGACGCGGGGGGAUGGAGAGAGAGAGGUGGAGACCGAGCGAGCGUUCUUACAACAGUCCUAGUGCGCGUUCCACCAAAAGUGUACGUAGCGGGGAAAAGGAGGAGAGAUCGAGAAGGGUGAUGAAGGCAAGGAGAUCUCUCGCGGUACUUCGAUUCGGACAUACCGCGGCACAACUCUGUUUCGUCGUCGUCGUCGUCUUCGAUAUCGAAUCUUUCCGUUCCGGUAUUUUUCGUUUCUCGACAGGAAGAAAUCAAACAAAGAAACAAACGGUAAAACGAGAUUGCUUUUUGUAAUGUCCGGGACAUUGUGAUCUUUCGUCCGGCGUCGAUCGAGUCUGCGCGAGGCGUUUGCAUCGUUGUUAUCGAUAGAUGCUUGCUGCCGACGGGACUCGACUCGGCGGCGGUGAUUGCCGUGAGGAGGAGGAAAAUCCGAUCUCGGUCGCACGAUUUUGUGAAUCGUUCCGUCGCGAGCGUGUCGGGUAAGGACGACCAGCAGCCGACUGUGCUGCACGACUGACUCGUCGUCUUCGCCUACACACACCCACACACACACACACAUUCACGCGCGAGGCACAUCGCGGCGUUCUGAGAAACGGCGUUUCGUAAUUCUCGUCUAAGAACGACAUUCCAGCCGGAGGUGGUUCCCGUUUCGAUCUUAACGUCGAGCUUCAAGCUCGUCGUUUGUCCGCGCACACGGGAGGCGAACAACGAGAGACGGGCGCGAGUCUCUUAGCAUAGCGAACGUCGAUCAUCGUAGGUCUUUAGCGCCGAUUAGCGCGAAAGAGGGAGCGAGAGCGAAACCCGAGGACGAGAGAGAAAGAGAGAGAGAAGAGGAGGAGGAGAAGCACGAGAAGAAGACUCUACGAUCGUCGGCCGCUCGAACACGUAGAAGAAACUCGGGUAAACUUUUCCUCGGUGAUUAGGCUCGAUUGACAAAAUAGUGCGAACGUUACACGCGACGGUUCGCGACGAAAAUGUCGUAAUCUCCACUAUUUUAUUAAUUGACAAUUAGUAAAUCGAAGUCGACGUGUAGUUGUUAAAGGAAAAGGAGGAAAGAAAAAAAAAAAGGGGGGAUAAAGAAGGGAAAGAAAAAACCGCGCGACAUAGUACUACGACGAGGCUUUUUUCAUAAAGUCAAUUAAAGGAGACUAUCCGCAAAACUCGAAACACGCAAUUUUUCUAAUGUUGUAAUAUUUAAUACGAGUGAUCGAUAGUGCCAUUAUAUAUAGACCACGUAACACUGCUGCGUGCCUCGAAAUUGAAAAAAACGAUCGUGAAUGCCGAUCAUCAAUGUUGUUGGCCGAAUGUUCUUUCGCGAUUGGCCAAAGUGAAUCGCAGUUGAUUGCAGUUUCUGAUUACUUGUUGUAAAUAACUGCGGUCCUCUACUCUAUCAUUAUAUAUCUUUCAUUUCUCGCGAACGCGUUUCUUCUCACACCCUUCGUGUGUCGCUCUCGCGAUUUACUUCCUCCGGUAUAUAUUUAUCGUUUUCGCGAUUCUGCACAUAUAUAUAUAUAUAUACAUAUAUAUAUAUAUAUAUGUAGUCGAUCACCGCGUGAGAGAACGCCGUUGGAUUCAAAGGUUCGCUCGGACACGAUGAGGUAAUCCUUUCGAGCGCGUUUACGCGACACGUGAAUGUUGAAUUUGCACACAUUUCAUGACGUUUUUCGACGUUUUAACGGAACGUACGCUUGAGUUACAUCCCCCUCCCCCCCUCCUCCCCUCCCUCCCCUUACCGAUGAUAUAUAUAAUCUUGGUUAUCGUAGUCGGAUACACACAUAUGCAUUCGAAAAUUUGCAUCAUGCAUAAAAUCGUGGAGAUUGCUAUAUUGCGUAAUUUAAGGAUACGUUACCGAUAUAUCCACCAGUAGCGGCCAACUAGCGUAGACUACUGCUAAUACGUUGCUGCUGUCCACACAGGGAUAUGUUGAAACGGUCGUUCGAAGACGAUGCUACUUUUUAGUUUCUCGCGUGCGAACGUUGGUUCAUCUAGUUCUGUGUAUGCUUCGGAGACGCGCGUUCUCAGCGCCUGCACAUAUACGUAAUAGGAGAGCGAAAAAAGAAGCGAUAGAGAGAGAGAGAGAGAGAGAAGGGGGAAAAGUGAGAGAAAGAAAAGAGAGAGAGGAG
Molecule: messenger RNA, 5577 nt
Organism: Dinoponera quadriceps
Lineage: Eukaryota; Metazoa; Arthropoda; Insecta; Hymenoptera; Formicidae
Gene: Sema1a
Product: semaphorin-1A
Exons: 9
Coding region: 760-3084 (774 amino acids)
Biological process (GO): positive regulation of cell migration; negative chemotaxis; negative regulation of axon extension involved in axon guidance
Molecular function (GO): semaphorin receptor binding; chemorepellent activity
Source: RefSeq, a predicted model, not a curated record